CCUUAAAUAAACUGGACAGAAAUACAAGUAUUUCGAUGACAUGAAAUGAACACUGCAGCUUACCUACAUACAGGACACUUGAACUUUAACAUUGUAUUAUUCAAAGUAACCUUUGGCCCCCUGUCAACGUGAAUCAGUAUUUCCAGUCGUCGAACGCUAAAUGGAACCAACCAAACGCGCCAUGCUCAUUCAAUUUCAUCUGAUUUGAGAUGAUUAUGGCGAUGUUAAAUAUGCUGAGUAAUGAGUAAGAUGCUGAACAUAAUGUAGGAGUGAAGAUACAGAUAACACGACAUAAUGGGGAAACUAAGGCAGCUUCAGAUCAACUUGGACGGGAAUGUAGAUGCGUUUUACCCAGGCACUGAAAUACGAGGAGCUGUAAUUGUACACGUUGACGCUGACAAUGAAGGAGGAUUGAACCACGUCAAAGGUUUGGAAUUGCUGUUUCAUGGCGAAGCAGUCACCAGAAUACCAAACAUGCAACAGCAGCCGAAUCUACAAGAAUGUUACCUCAACUCAAGAGUUACGUUAUGUGGAACAGGCGCUGGCCAAAGCGAAAGACACAAUUUUAACAUCCAACCAGGCGCUACUAGUUACCCUUUUACAUUGGCCCUGAUGCCUGAAGCACCUCUGCCUCCAUCAUUUGAGGGAGAAUUCGGAUACAUCCGCUACAAGAUGAGAGCUACACUGAUCAUGUCAGGAAUGAUUCUCAGUCAAGACCACAGCGUGGAGAGAGUGUUUCAUGUGAUCCACUCACCGGUAGAUUUGAACACAAUCAGCGGUCUCCAGAAUCCUCUGCAUGCAUCCAGUGAAUGCGUACACAGAGGUUGUUGUGAAUGUAAUUCGAUAGUCAUAUCAAAUCUUUUCGUUACUCUUCAAAAACAAGGAUAUGUUCCAGGAGAAAACAUUUACGUCACAGGUCACGUGGACAAUCGCACAGGUACGGCGCAGAGAAUCGUUUGUGGAACGCUACUCCAGCAAUCAGGAUUCCAUCAUAGACAAGGAGUCAGGGAAACUCAGAACCUGUUGUGCAGUGCAUCUGCGGUGGUCACGUGUCCAAUUAGACGGAUGAAAACCUUCACUGUGGGGCCAUUACAGGUUCCGUUAGUGCCUCCAUCAGGCCUACCCGGAUGUAACAUCAUCUCGAAUUGCUACUACCUAAUGGUCAGUGACGGUUCUAGUGCAACCAGACUGCCGGUAACUAUUGGAACAGUGCCUAUUCGUAACUACGUGCCCGUGGUAUCGUCUAUCCAGCCGAUAUCUUCUGCGCUAUCGCCAAUACAGAAUACAUCACUUAUCGUUCCUCCUAUCACCCGACAACCAGCUUCCUGUGUCACAGCAGAGUUUGAUUCACCGCCUCCAAGUUACCAAGAAGCAAUCGGAUCCCGCCCCUUUACAGUUGACACGCCCACCGCAACUACAACACUGAGUACAAGACAUGAAGGAACCACUGAUACCCAUGAUCAAAGCAACCCAUCGAUAGAAGAUGACCCAGCAAGACAGGUGGACGACAGUGUUGACAACAGCAGAGUCCAGGGUGAUCCACCUCCCCAAAUUUACCGUGAAGUUGUCACAUUAACACAACCCGUCGCAACAACAGAGUGUGCAAGAGUUGCACCGACAACCGAUCCAGAUUGGCAGGAGUUUUAUGGUGACGGGCGGUACUCUCGACGUAGCCUUGCGCCCUCUACCAACCUUGACAUGGAUAACAGACAUGAAGAAACUACCGCAACAACUUCGUUGUGAUCAAUCGGUACAACUCCAAAAGUGUGCAUAAUACAAAAGCUUAUCGUACCCAUUGUGUUAUAGGCCUAUGCUGUUAUCCCAUUGUCUGUGUUGCAUUUUGACUCGUGUUAUUGAUGCAUCAUUUUUGUUAUAAAACGAUUCGAACGGUAACAAGUAGCUGCAGAUGAAGGCUUAUUUUUUUUAAAUAGAACUUAUCAAAAUUUCAAGCGUCAUUGUUAUCGAAGCAAAUUACGCUGAAUGUAAAUAAUCAUGCCGAUGUCUUUUCUAUUUUUUUCUAAAUUUCUCAUAAAGCUGUGUUCCUCAAAUGUUAUAGGCCUAGUCUUUUGAAAUUUAAUUUAAAUCUAUGAACAUAAAAAAGUGUAGGACUAUGACAAUUAUGAAAGCAUGCAGGGUGACCCAAAAAAUUGCAACCCUAAAACAUUUAACUUUAAAUAAAAAAGAUCGGUGGAUUUUUAUGUUUAGGGUAUCAGAUUAAAAGCUGAGAGAGUUUUCUUUCAAAUACUGAAACAAUCAUGAAAAUAGCACUUUGGGUUGCUGAGAAAAUGCCAAUUAUGUAAAAGUAGUCAUUUUUCAUCCUGUACACAAGUACUUCAACAGUGAACCAUUGUAAGCCCACUGUGCAAUUAUCCUUUAUUUGUGCAAUUUCUUUAGCAUUUCGGACAUAUUCAUGAUGCAGAAAGGUUUUAAAUAGGACUAAAAGGAUGAGAUACCUGUUCAGGUGAAAAUAAAAGGUAUUUCCA
Patiria miniata (bat star) is the source of this 2483-nucleotide messenger RNA. RefSeq names its product arrestin domain-containing protein 1-like. Gene Ontology annotation, biological process: protein transport. The transcript has 8 exons. Lineage: Eukaryota; Metazoa; Echinodermata; Asteroidea; Valvatida; Asterinidae. The coding region runs from base 295 to 1743 and encodes 482 amino acids. Gene Ontology annotation, cellular component: cytoplasm. The record is from RefSeq and is a predicted model, not a curated record.